AACCCGUGUCUACUACAUUGGCAGGUGAGUUCCUUACCAAUGAACCACCAAGGAAGCCUUGUAGUUUGCUUACACAAAAGAAGUCCCUUUCAGAAACCAAAACCUAGAAAUCUCUGUAUCUUCCCCUCAAAACUAAAACUGCUCUAAGUAAAAAAAAAUAAUAAAGUCAUUAAUCAAGAAAGAAGAAGAAUGUGAAGAGAGCCUAAGGCAGAAGCUGGGAAACCAAAAUGCAAAGGGGACUGAGAAGCAGUCAGAGAGGCAGAAGGAAAAGAAGGCAGUCCUAAUGAUUUAAGAUGUUUUUAGAGGUCUAUGAAAGUACAGGAACUGAAUAUCAAUACUGUACUAUAUCUCUGAGGCCUAGCCCCGCCUCCCCCGAAUUUGAAUGACUAAAUGUAUGAGUGAGUGGUCAAUAAUAACAGUUGCUAUAGAGAAAAGAAGGGGCCAAAAAGUGUCCAAGAACUUAGCAACACAAAGGUCUUUAUGUCAUUGCCGAGACCAUCCAUAGAGACAUUCAAGGCAAGAGUCAUGCUGCAGAAGUUGGAAGAUAAAUGGGAGGAAAGGAAUGAAAACAGCUUUCCCCCAGGGACUGGAGGAAGGUUUUGAAGAAGGAGAUGAACUUGAGCCAUCAAUAUUAUCCAAAUUCAGUAAACCUGCAGCAGGAACUCAAAGCAAUUGCAUACGAUGUAAAAGCACUUUGCAAAUCGUCACGUUAAUUACAUUAAUUUUGGUAUGCGAUUAAUGGAAAGCACCUUCUCUUAGGUUAGAAUUCAUCAGCAUCCUUCCUUCUUAGCACCGUAUUUAUAUGACCAAUGUAACACAUCCUACGAUGUUCGAGGACACGAACCAUUUUCAUUUAAUGGAGCAAGUGCCUAGAGUUAUGACUGAACGGAACCUAAUCUAGAAGACAAUUAAGCUACAGGGCGGAAGGAAAAAGAAUCGUCCCAAGUUAUAAGCAACGGCAGGAAACUUUUAAUAAUUGGUGGCCACAAAGCUAAGGCUUCUAUCUCUGCCUAAGUCGCUUUAAAUCCUUUCCGAAGGCGGCAGAUAAUAGUGAACCACGACCCCCGCCGUAAGCAAAGUGAGGCUUCCUUCUCCACAUUCCCUUGGGUCCCUCGCCCCUAUCUGUAUCGCCCCAGGAAACAAACGCCUCAGCUGCGGGCCGAGCUCAGGCUCCAGACGUCGAUGCAGUGUCCCCAACACCUUGCCAAAAAGACUCCGCAGAGAGAUCAGAAACGUCGCUUUCUAACAAGACAGCGACGCCAACCCGAUCGCCUCUAGCACCUCCUUUAUUUUCAGCGGGGGCGGAAGCGGAAGUCCCGAUGAGGUCAUAGAGUUCUCUAGUUCCGGUCUCCAGGGCCUCAUUCCGGGCUAGAGCGCCUCUCCUCCGCCGGCCUUCUUCAAGCUCCAGCAGCUUCUAUUUCCGGCUGCGGAUUCUGUCGUAAAGGGGAGACCUCCUUUCAACCGCGGUGUCGCGGGUCCCUCCCGCCUCGUCUAGGGUCAGCGCGCAAGGACGGUCACGGGUUGGGGGAACUGCUCAGCCCACAGCUGAGCCAGGCCGCGGGGGGCUGGCCGUACUGGUGCACGCCCGAUCCCUCAGAGCCUCCUGGCUUUUGAACGCUCCUGAGAGUCCCUGACUGGCAGCCUCCGGGACUGCCGCUCGACAGGCCAGCGCCCAGCACCGAGCUGUCUGUCCCAUAGUCAACGUUUUGUCCCGUGAAGCGCAGCAUUAGUCAAGUCACCCCUCCUACACACUAUUUAACCUCGUCUGUGUUAACUUAGUUCUUCACCUCCCUUCACUCGAACACCCGCCCACCGCCCCCUACCUUGCCUCCGGAAGAGGUCUUUUUUUUUUUUUUGCCCAGUUCCAGUAAAAUUGAGGGGCUAUCUUUUGAGAUAAAAGUUAUCGUUGAGACUGAGCACCCAUCUGGCGCCCCCCAAAAGUUCAUGCUUAUUAAAGAGCUUGUGGACAAAGAAAAACCCAGUGCACACACGAAACUAUGGCUGAGCACGGGGCUCACAUCACGACUGCCUCUGUUGUGGAUGACCAGCCAUCCAUCUUUGAGGUGGUAGCACAGGACAGUUUAAUGUCAGCAGUGAGACCUGCUCUUCAGCAUGUGGUCAAGGUUCUUGCAGAAUCAAAUCCUGCCCACUUUGGCUUCUUUUGGAGGUGGUUUGAUGAAAUCUUUACCCUGCUAGAUCUUCUGCUCCAGCAGCAUUAUCUGUCGAAAACCAGCGCCUCCUUUUCUGAAAACUUCUAUGGCUUAAAGAGGAUUGUAAUGGGAGACCAACACAGGCUUCAGAGAUUGGCCAGUGCUGGCCUCCCAAAGCAGCAGCUUAUGAAAUCAAUCAUGUUCCUGGUCCUUCUUCCCUAUCUGAAAGUGAAACUGGAGAAGCUGGUUUCUAGCCUGAGAGAAGAAGACGAAUAUUCCAUCCAUCCCCCUUCUUCCCGCUGGAAACGAUUUUACAGAGCCUUCCUGGCAGCCUACCCAUUUGUUAACAUGGCCUGGGAAGGCUGGUUUCUGGUACAGCAGCUUCGAUACAUCCUAGGAAAGGUUCAACAUCACUCACCACUGCUGAGGCUGGCUGGAGUUCGGCUAGGUCGGCUUACAGUUCAGGAUAUACAAGCUCUGGAGCACAAAUCAGCUAAGGCCAGCAUGAUGCAGCUACCAGCUGGGAGCAUUGGUGAGAAGAUAAAGUCAGCUCUGAAGAAAGCCGUGGGGGGUGUUGCCUUAUCCCUCUCUACUGGCCUUUCGGUGGGUGUAUUCUUCCUGCAGUUCCUUGAGUGGUGGUAUUCAUCGGAAAACCAAGAAACCAUCAAGACCCUGACUGCUCUGCCUACCCCCCCACCACCUGUACACCUAGACUACAAUUCUGAUUCUCCCCUGUUACCCAAAAUGAAGACUGUGUGCCCACUGUGUCGUAAAAACCGGGUGAACGACACGGUUCUCGCCACCUCUGGCUAUGUGUUUUGUUACCGCUGUGUGUUUAAUUACGUGAGGAGUCACCAGGCUUGUCCUAUCACAGGUUAUCCAACAGAGAUACAGCAUCUGAUCAAACUGUACUCCCCUGAGAAUUGAGAGGGAUUAGCACCUUAUCUCACAACAAAAUGAUUGCACUGUAAGGCCACAGGGCUUGAUACUUCUCAUUCCCAAUUAGGAGAAGGCAAUGGCAGCCCACUCCAGUACUCUUGCCUGGAAAAUCCCAUGGACGGAAGAGCCUGGUAGGCUG
Odocoileus virginianus texanus is the source of this 3228-nucleotide messenger RNA. NCBI's taxonomy places the organism in Eukaryota, Metazoa, Chordata, Mammalia, Artiodactyla, Cervidae. The record is from RefSeq and is a predicted model, not a curated record.